This is a messenger RNA of Populus nigra (black poplar), 809 nucleotides long. RefSeq names its product E3 ubiquitin ligase BIG BROTHER-related-like. The record is from RefSeq and is a predicted model, not a curated record. The coding region runs from base 59 to 679 and encodes 206 amino acids. The transcript has a single exon. Lineage: Eukaryota; Viridiplantae; Streptophyta; Magnoliopsida; Malpighiales; Salicaceae.
GAAUCUAUAUUUCUAUCCUUGACUGCAACUAUUUCGAGAUAUCAGCAGUGCUCAUUCGAUGGAGAACGAAGAGAGAAAACUAGCAUCGAGGUGGGUCCCUUGUACCCAGCUCGAACAAGUCCAUCCAGAUAAUGCAAUAGCAAUGGUUUUGCAAGAACAAGAGAGGGCUUUCACAAUUCUCACAACCAUCGAAAGCGACAGUAAUAAGGAAGAAAGUGAUGAGGCUUCAAGCAUUGACAGCAAUGAGGAUGGCAACGACUACGAGUUCUUCCAAAGCCUCGAAUUCGAAUCUGAAAUGGAGUUCCAGCGGGAAGGACAGGAUAGUGACAGCGAUGAGGAUAUGGAAGAGGAAGAGGAUGACAUUGACCUGGACGAGCUAUCUUACGAAGAGUUGAUCGCACUGGGAGAAUUUAUAGGGCAGGAGAAGAGAGGACUAUCAGUAAAUGAAAUAUCUACUUGCUUGCAUCCAUGGAAGUAUCGAUCUUUAGCAAACAAAACUGGGACUGAUCGGUGUGUGAUUUGUCAGAUGGAAUACGAAGAAGAUGAAUCACUGGUAGCUCUUUCUUGUGACCAUCCUUAUCAUUCUGAAUGCCUAACCAAGUGGCUUCAAAUCAACAAGAUUUGCCCCAUUUGCAGCACCGAAGUAUCAUCGCCUAGAAAUAUUUCUAGGACUGAUUAGUUAUUUCCACUUGAUAUGCAUUGAAAAGUUCUUAAGACUCAGUAUUAAUCUGAUUGUAACAUUGGUUGUUCAUGAACUCGAUUGGAACUGUACAUCAAUAAAUAAAAGCAUGCCAAGGGUUUCGACUAAA